AUGACUCGAGUGUAUUUAGAAAAUCUAAGCGAUAAUGAACUAAAUACAUCUCAGAAUGAAUAUAUGAAGAGAAUUAAGUCAGAAAUAAAAGAAAGAUCGAGAAAAAUCGAUGAAUACGAAAAAGAAAUUGAAAGAUUGAAGGAAGAAUCAAAUAAUAGGUCUUUAAAUAUAACAGAUAUGGAGAGUGUAAUACGACAUAAUUCAACUACAUUCGUUGACAAUGCUGCUUCUUAUUUAGAUCAAUCAAUAAAUACGCAAAAUAACCUAGAGUUUCAAGAAGUUAACCAUAAAAUGAAUAACAUUACAAAAGAUAGAGAAUUAGAAACUAUGCAGUUUAAACCAAAGCUUCUCGAGGAUAAAUUAGAAAAAUUAAAUAAUUUUGUCAACGUUACAUCUCAAAACAUACAAGAUAUCCAUGAAAAACGCGACGAAAUUAUCAAAAUACUUAAUGAAUCCCAAAUUAAUAACCAAUCAAUUCAUGAUUCAAUUGAUGAAAUUGAUCAAAAUCAGAUGAAUCAACAAGAGUCAGCAAAAAAUCACUUAAUACUAUAUAACAAAAUGAUAGGAGAUCUUAAAACCAAAAUAGAAUCAGAAAAUACCAUUUUUCAAGAUAUAAAAUCACAAUAUACAGUAGAAUUAGGGAAAUACACGCCAAUACAAGUCGAUACAUUUGAAAAAGAUGUAUUGUUAAAGCGAGUCAGCGAGUUACAAUCAAAAAUUCAAAAACUUGAGGAAGAAUCCAAUCAAAUCGCCAAUAAAAAGGCAGUUUUACUUAAAAUAUCUAAGGAAAAAGAACAAGAACUUACGGAGCAGAAAAAUGCUACUAACAAGCAUAAGAAAAACGUUGAUUCUCUAAAUGUUCAAAUUUUUCCUCCUUAUGUUGUUAAAUUAUGCAAAAGGAUUGGCAAAACAAAGAAUUUAGUUGCACAGACAAAGAAUGACAUUGAAGUUGGGAAAUUCGCUCAAAAAGACAUUGCAAUUGAAUUAUCUCGACUGAAAAAAUACUUGAAGAGUGUUGAAAGGAAAAUAGGAAGAGAGGCAGAGAAUUUCUUGAAUAUUGCAAUGGAAAUUAACAAAUCAGACUCAUCUUUGAUCAUUCAAAAUGCAAAUGAAGAAAAUUCCAAGCAAAACCAUCAAAAAGAUGCAAAAGAGUUUGAUAGAAUUGCAAAAAGAAAGAUGUACUUAGAAUCAGAAUGGGAAGAUCUUUUUAAUCAUAAAUAUGCAGAAUAUAAACUUAAAAAUCCAAAAACAUUUCCUAAUAAUGACAUAAUGAAAUAUGUAAGUCAAAUGAUAGAAGAAGAAAGAUGUCAAACAAGUAGAAUCAAUAUAAAAAUUCGAGAUCUUGAAUAUUAUAUCUCGAUUUUGAAGAAAAAUAUAAAUGAUUUGCAUAAAAAUAUUAUAGAACUACGCGUUGAAAGUGAUAUGCUGGCCCAUUCUCCAAAAAUGGCUCAUCAAAUGUCAAUUAAAGAAUUAGAAUCAAAAAUUGACCAUUUAAAGCAUUCAAUUGAACAGAAAAGGGCCAAAAUAUCAGAAAGAGACGAUAAACUUACCAGAGUUGAAAAGGCUAACAACAUUUAUUCACAUCACACUCCUUUCAUUUUUAUUGACAUUGAACGUGUCUGCGAUCGCAAGAAUUUGCGCUACAUGCGAAUAACAGAUUGCAUUUUACAUGAACAAAAGGCAGAAAGCUACGUCAAAACUCUUGAAAAUUUCCUUAAGUAUUUAAGUUUCAAUUCUGCUUCAAGAGAUCUUGAAAAUUACUCAAAUCAGCUCACCCAAUGGUUGUCUAAUUUACAGAACUCCUUAUAA
Molecule: messenger RNA, 1809 nt
Organism: Trichomonas vaginalis G3
Lineage: Eukaryota; Parabasalia; Trichomonadida; Trichomonadidae
Exons: 1
Coding region: 1-1809 (602 amino acids)
Source: RefSeq, a predicted model, not a curated record